CUAUGCAAAAAAUUUGACCUGCUCCUCGAUCAAUUGCGCAUGCGCACAUAAUGGCAAUUUUGCGUUGCCAUCUUUCGCUGAGAACAAACAGAGGCACCAUGCCUCCAAAGCCAAAGUCACCCGCUAAGGGAAAGGGUAAAGGGAAACUUAGCAAAGCUGAGAAAGAAAGAUUGAAGAAAGAAGAAGAAGCCCAGCAAUUAAAGGAAGAAGAGGAAGAACGUGCACGUAAAGAACAAGAGGAGAAGGAACGUCUAGAACGAGAAAGAUUAGAACGAGAGGAAAGAGAACGAAUCUUAGCAGCAGAACAUCAACGACAUGCAGCAGAACUUGCCCAGCUUGCUUCCAUCUUGGAAGGGAACUAUACAGCUCUUAACAAUGUUAGGCAAGCCAGAAGAGCUCAGGCAAAGUGGGAUCGUUACAUGCUUUGUGAUGGGAGCCCAGAUCCAACCAUUCCUGCAGAGAUCAAUACAUACAUCAACCUAUGGAAAGAUGAUGCAAAUAGAAAUGAUAUCAACUCUGUCCUGAAAGAAAGUAAUCAAACACUCAAAUUGAUUCAUGAGCUUGAGUUCCUCCUUGAAGAUACACCAGAAGAACAGCUUGAUGAAAUCACAGAGAAAAGAUAUGAAGAAACCAUUAUCGAACUCCAGAAUAUCCUACAUGCAAAACUUGACGAAUCGACCGUACUUCUGUUAAAGGAUGCAUCAAACUGUGCUGACUCAGAGACAGGUAAUCUUCAGUUCAUCAAAGGCAACAAGGAUAUAGUUCUCAUGAUAUGGGGAAACCUUGUCAAGAAUCCAAGAUUUAAGAGCUAUGCCUUUGAGGAUCAAGACUUCUCCUUUGAGCUCCCAAAGCAACUUGCCCUCUCUGACAUCGCUAUCCGGGUGAUCCAUACUACAUAUGAUCAUUUCUCUCAUCGUUGCCGCACCUUCAAACUCAAGAGGGUGCGCUAUUACCCCCCUCCACCGGAAGAAGAGCCGGUAGAAGAAGCGCAACCCCCUGAGGGUGAAGGAGAGAAGACUGAGGGAGAGGAAGGAGAAGGUGAAGACAAGGAGGGAGAGGUGACGGAAUCUGUGGCAGGAGAAGAGGAGAAAGAAGAAGUCCAGGAGACCACACCAGCAACCCCAGCCAAGGAACCUGAGCCUGCUAAAACCCCAGCUGGGGAAGAAGGGGAACAAGAUGAAGAAGAGUAUGAAGAGGAAGAGGAGGACUAUGAGCUUGAAGACGAGGAUACUGUUGACCUUCGUGCUUACCAGGUUUUGGGAGGGGUCAUACACUUUGACCUUUUGACCAUGCCUCCUCAGCCAAAGAUUGUCAAGAGCUGGAUAAUGACACAAGAUACACCCAAUGAGCUGAAGCGAUACCCAUAUGGAUCUGAUGGUGUAAAGCUUGGUGCAUCACUAUCUGGUACAAUGACAAUGGGACAGACCAUGGACCCAAAGGCUGCAGCAGCAAAUGCAGCAGCAACAGAAGCCUUGGGUGCUCCUCCUCUUGGUGUUACUGUCAAGUUACCAGAUAAUGUAUUAUUUUCUGAAGAACCUCAGAUGGUUUAUUGGUGGGAUGAAGGCAAGCAAUGGAGACUAGAUGGUUUCCAUGAUGUCAAGUAUGAACAAGAGGAGAGGUUACUAUCCUUCAAGACAAUCAAGUUUGGUCCUCUAGCCUGUAUACAAGAUAAACACAUCAAUAUGCCCUUCCAAUCAUGGGAACUGUUUCCUCUUGGUGUCAAUCAUGCACGCUUUACCAUCAUAGCAGCAAUACUAGAGGUCGAGAUAGAGAUCAAGGAUCACCUAUGUUGUUUCAGACAAGCUGGUGAGUCUGACCCUAAACCAGAGCUAGAAUGUAUCUCAAACAAAUGGAUGGAACCACCUCAAUUGAUAGAAACCAUGAAGAAAGCUGGAGUUAAUGUCUUCCCUGAAGAAGACUCCAAGAAAUAUGUUAGCGUUUGUGAUAAGGAUGAACAGACAGAAGGAGCCGCCUAUGAUCAGAUGGCAUUGACUGCAUCUCAUUUUGCUUACUCAUGGAGUAAAUGGAAUGCAGAGACAUCACCAGACAAGAUUAUUCUACUUGGAUGUGAGAAACUCGUCCCAGAACCAGUCAAAGAUAGCAAGGAAGAAUGGCAAGUCUUAUUAACGAGCAAGAAGCAGACAUCAAAACUAAAGAUGGGGGAGUACGAUGAGGAGUUCUCUGAAGCAUUCGCUGAAGGCUCUCAGUUCCAUGCUGACCUUUACCACAUGGUCAGUGACCUUUGCUCUGAAGAAGGUCAUGAACGAAUGAAAAACACAGAGUUUGGAUUCAUUGAUGCUGUUCAUAAGAUGCUAGAAGCUACGAGGGUCAUUGCUUUCUCAUAGAUUAUAUAUAAAAGCAUUUGUCAGAAAACAUGGAUAUAUAUCAGCUCAGAAGUAAAGAAGAGCAGUCAUUAAAACCAAAGUCAUUCACCAAAUUUCCCAGAAAUAUGUUUAUGAUGGAUUCAUGCUCAUGAGAAUUUAUGAUGGUCAGGUUUACAGGACAGUUUGUAGGAUUCCUCUGUAGUGGAAAAUGAAUUUGUAUUCAUAAAACGUUUCUGAAGCAUUGCCAAUUUUAUGGCUAGAAAUGUGUCAAUAUGAAGUGUUUAAUGAAAUAUAUUGUCAGUGAUAAAAACUUUUGAUCUGAGCCAAUGAAGUGAAAGGUUUUCAGUAUCCUAUGACAAAUGAUGAAAAUCAGUUGUUUCCUCAAAUGCUUCCCUUGGCUAUGUACAGAGCUGCCAAGUAUGGAUUUUCAGUAUUUAGUACUGAAAAAUGAGAAGAAUACUGAUGGUUUCAUGCAAAAUUCUGAUUUCUCAAGUUUCAGUUUUAUGUGUUGUCCUAUGGUAUUUCUUUGUAAAUACUGAUUUUCAGCUUUAAAAAUACUGAAAUGUUCUUGUUCAGGUUGGCAGCUCUGUAUGUAAGAUGAAAGUAGUGAUUGAUUGCAAAACAUGCAUUGACUAAUCAAGAGAAAUUUUGUAUCUGCACUUUUGCUCAAAAGACUGACCAGUAACCAGUCAGCAUUAUUCUUUUAAAAUUUGCAACCAAUGCAAACUUGUGAAAACGGGCAUUGAUCAUUCAUAGAGCAGGUUCUCUGUAGCCUUAUUUAAUCUUAACAGCAAAAUUUCAAUUAGAUAAUGUAUAAAUAGGGUAAUAAAGCCAUUUGUAUCAUUCCAACUGUAAAUGCCGUCCACUUAAUGUAAAUAAUGUAGAUAGAGAUAUAAAUUUUACUGCAAGUCUUUCAUUUAUAUAUUUAACAUUAUGCAAAUGUUUUCAAAUCACCUUGAAGGAAUAAAUUGUGAGGCAUGAAAAUUGAUCUCAAAAUUUUAAGUGAAUUUCCACCUGUUAUGAAACCCUUCACAUCUUCCCCACCCAACAUUAUCAAUCAAAGUUAUGGCAACUCCAAUGCCUGAUGAGAUGUUUUAAUUGAUUUCUAUUUGCUUGUGACUAGGCCUACUUGUGACCAUAUUGUGACUAAUUGGAUGACUUAAGAUCAUUUGUAAUCACCUGUAAUGAUAAUAAUUUGAUCAGUAGUUACAGCAAGCAAAGUAAAAUCAAGUGGAAAAACAACAUGAUAUAUGGGCCCUGUUGCAUAAAAGUUUCUACCAGUAUUAUUAUGGUAACAUUGCCAUCCAACGGUAACUACCAUGGUAAUGCUUAUCAACA
Molecule: messenger RNA, 3662 nt
Organism: Lytechinus variegatus (green sea urchin)
Lineage: Eukaryota; Metazoa; Echinodermata; Echinoidea; Temnopleuroida; Toxopneustidae
Gene: casc1
Product: dynein intermediate chain CFAP94, axonemal-like
Exons: 15
Coding region: 51-2345 (764 amino acids)
Cellular component (GO): axoneme
Molecular function (GO): microtubule binding; beta-tubulin binding
Source: RefSeq, a predicted model, not a curated record